Alosa sapidissima (American shad) is the source of this 1765-nucleotide messenger RNA. RefSeq names its product osteoclast stimulatory transmembrane protein-like. The transcript has 4 exons. The coding region runs from base 69 to 1433 and encodes 454 amino acids. Lineage: Eukaryota; Metazoa; Chordata; Actinopteri; Clupeiformes; Clupeidae. The record is from RefSeq and is a predicted model, not a curated record. Gene Ontology annotation, cellular component: membrane.
CACAGUUUGGUGAACAGAUCGUCCACUAAGCCUGUUUGUCACCGGUGUUGAAAAGCCUGCAAUCAAGCAUGGCAAUGGGAGAUGGCUUGGCCCAAACCAGCAAUCGACUAUCAUUUCAGUCAAGAGUUUCCAGGUUGCUGACAUUCCUAUGGGAUGUCUACUCUAAACCUACUCCAUCUAAUGCUCUUGAGGUCUUCAUCCUCUUCCUCAUCUGCCUUCUGGUCUCUGUGACGAUGGCUACCUUGCUGUUGGUAUGGAUGGUUUUCAGUUUGACCUAUGACCUUACCGCCACAGCCAUCUUGGUAGGGGUGUGCAUGUCUCUGAUGGCGGCACUCCUGACAUUGGUUCACCCAGUACGCUGCACCCUGAGCAUCCUCAUCCCGUCGCUAGGCACCCAACAGGGACGCAAGAUCCUGGUCUCCACGGUGAUGACCCUGACCAUCGCCACCUGUGUUCCCAACAUGGUGCGGAACGUCAGCUGGACAGCGUUCCUGAUCAGAUGCUCGUCUCACAGCUUAAUUGAGGGCGUGUUGAAUUCCAGCCGAACGAUUGACCAGGUUCUGAGUGACAUGAACGAAUGGACGGCGAAAAUGCCCGGCAGCAGCGGCAAGAUCCACCUCGUCCUGAAACAGGAAAUUGAUGUCCUCGACAUCUGGCGUGAGAUCUCGAACAUGACCCACAGCAUGAAGGCCGAGCUACAGUCCCUGCAUGAUUCUCUCGACGGCGCCUCCUCUGUGCUGCAGAAGCUGACCGGCGCCGCCCUGGUGGCGAUGGUUCUCGUCAGCUCCUCCAUGUACCUCAUUGGCUACCUCACAGACCUGAAGUACGACAACGUGUACAUGUCCCGGCGCCUUGUGACCUGUUUGGCGGUGAGCGGAGAUGCCACGCUGCCCAUAAAGUACCAACACAGGCUGGUGAAGACGUCUGGGGUGAAGAUGAUGCGCGCUGAGGUGCAGAGGUGUGUGUGGAGCGUGGCAGUUCUCGGAUUCUACGCCAUACUCUGUUUCUCGCUGAUUGGCCUGGAUCACUUCAUCUACAGAACGCUGGAGAUUCUCCUCACCUGGACCAAUGACAUACCAGGAAUCACAUACCACAUCACCGUAUAUGUGGAGAUAAGUGGCAGAGCGAUUGGCUUCAUUCCUUUCAACAUCGAUUCAUUGGAUAAGAAGUACAGUCACAGACUGCCCUUGCUUCCUGCCCAAUGCGUUACGCCUCUCUCUCUCCCCACCUCCUCCAUCAUCUCCUCCGUCAGCAUCCUUCUCUUCAUCGCCCUCGUCCUUGUCUUGGGCCAGGUGUUCGCUCAGCGCCUGCGCAGAAAGAUCUGCGCCUCCUUCUAUAGUCGUCGUGAGGACGAGCGAACCCGCUAUCUCCUGCAGAAGAUUCUAGAUGAACGGGAAAGAGAACAGGAGAAGGAUGACUUUGGUAAAGAUUGAAUAAUCCUGAUGUUAAAUGUCAUUAGUUUGUUGACAGUUCUUAGGGUUUUAUAUCUUUAUAUAGUGUGUUGCAAGUUGAUCAAUUGUGGCUGUCAGUAUGUAAGAGAGAAAGAAAUAGUUGUGUACCAAUUGUACUACACUUAAACAGCCUCCAUGAAUACAAAACAUCCUGGAUGAGAGAGAGACAACUGGAUCACAUUUUUGGGUGCCAGAAACGUUUAGGUUUAAGAUCAUUUCAAUGUCAACACGUGCCUCAGAAUGUUACUAUAAUGGAUGAUUGUGGCAGAUGGCUUUACUAUUAUGCAGUUUGGACAUGUAUCUCUCAGUAUUAC